Molecule: messenger RNA, 3526 nt
Organism: Mya arenaria
Lineage: Eukaryota; Metazoa; Mollusca; Bivalvia; Myida; Myidae
Exons: 1
Coding region: 1047-2732 (561 amino acids)
Source: RefSeq, a predicted model, not a curated record
UUUGAAUAAGUGUUUGGAUUAUCAUACACUUUAAUGGCAUUGGUUUACUUUACCGAUAUUAAAGCCUUUGAAAAUGAUACAACGAAUAGCAGACGGAAUAUUGGAGCUGACCGUCUAAUGAAAGGAUCGCGUUAAUUCCAGUGCUAUUAAAACAUUAAAAGGUUGAAGUGUUUAAUUUCAAUGUAUUUCAGCACACAAAUACCUAUGGAUAACAGAGUGACUUGCAGUUUGAUAUAAAUCAUAGUUACAAGCAAGUGCUAAAGUUUUAAAUAUUUGUUUUCUUAAUGAUAAUCAACGGGGAGAUUGGAACACUUUUAGAAAAUUUAGACGCUAAUAGAAAAGCACUGUCAGCACGGGUUAAUCUUAUGUGAGCGAGUACAUAUCUAGAGAAACUUAACUGAGAGAACAUACCGAACAAUAAACUCGGAUAUAUUUGACGGAUUAAAUAUCAAGAUACAUGACUUUUCACAGUGUUAUAUCAGGGAAUGAAAUGUUAUAAUGGAUAUUAUUUCAUGAAAUACGCUACAGUAAACGUACUGAUAUGUAUGUAUUGAUUUAUAUCAAAGUGACUUUUUAAAUCCAGUGAAGUGGAUCGUUUAUGGAGCCAGUUAAAAGUUGUUGCUUAUAAUUUAACGUUAACAUAUACAGUAACGCAAAAUGUUUACCACGUUAAGCAAAGCUGAUUCAAAAUGACUUGUUGAUAUUCGUUAUGAAUUAUUCUGAAAACAUUUGAGAUUUGUAUUCGAUAACCUCUAAAAUUACAUGGAACAGCUAACACCAAUGUGAGAAGAACUUAUCGUAAAAUUUGAUUCCUUUCAAACCUUAUUAACCGUGGAAUCGACACCUUAUACCGGAAAAACAAUACUGGUAUAUCCAAAACAGAGAACGAGAGUUGACAUUUCACUGAACAUUGAUACAAAUGACAAAUAUGUAUUAACAUAUCAGUAAUAUCCAGUCGAUUAAUCAAACAUAAAAUCAGAUUUACAUACGACUGAAGUGAAAAUGGAAUAAAUCUGAAAUAACAUCAAUUUAAACAGUCUCGAAGCAUGAGGUUUGUUGAAGGAAUGAACAGUUUCCGGGAGUCGUUAGCUGAGAGCCCAUUACCUUCUUUUCGACUAGGGAGCGCUAGCAUCAAGUUAGAUAUGAGCGACACAUCGAGUGACGAGUCUUUAGAUUUUGAUGCUGCGUCUACUUGCACAGAGACGGAAGACGGACGUCUAUCAAGGUCGCUACAGUCUUGGAUGGUGGGCCAUACUUGGUCGACUGUCCAACCGCUGGAAAAACCACCAAGGGAGCCGAUAUUUAGUGCAAAGCUUGGAAAGGAACGACGGGUUAAUAACAAAAAGCGUGUUCAAAUUAGGACACCACAAAAAGGAUCUAAAACUCCAACCGCUGAUCUCAUUGAAACGAACAAUAAAACUAACCAGUUGAGACGAAUACCAAGUGAUGAAUCAAUUCAAACCCAACUAUCUCUGUUGACUUGUUCCUCUCUUGAUAACAAGACAGAAUGUCUGCCAAACGCACAAGAAAAGAAGCGUAAAAAGCGCCGCGCAGCUUCCAGGGCGUCAACGACUACAGACGAGAGUGGUGGUGUUAAAUCUAAGUGGGUGGUGUUUGCUACACGACGAGUUGGUGCUUUAAACCAGUUACUAAGAACACAGAAUGCCAUGGCUAAUAGCUACGGAGUAAUGUACGCGGGUGGGGAGUACGAACAUGAAUCUGAAGCUUUCAGAAAUCUAGAAAAAGACGAGCAGACCUCCCUUUUUACAGCUGGUAUUACGAGAGGUCUUAGAUAUAUCGACAAAACUGCAAUGAAAAAAAGUGAUAGUCUGUUUGAUCUCCUUGAUUUGAUAGAGAAAAAAUCCGAAAAAGCCCCAUUAAAACGGACGUUGUCAGCAAACGCAAAACGACCAUGGGGUAAACUGCUUGAUAUAGCUGAUCUGAAGAGAGAGCGAAUGAAUCGUUUACUUGCUAUUGAACAAGAACGACUAAGAAAGGAAAAGGAGACAAGCAGACGAAGUAAGAGACCUUCUCGUAAAUCUUCAUCUUCGCUACUAGAUGUUGUGUCGUCGUCUCCGUCUGCAAGUCACUUGGGUUCAGUUACAAGUGAAACACCAAGGUCAGUGCAAGGAUCGGACUAUAGAACGCACUCACCUUCAGAGAUGGAGAGUCGAAUUGAGGAGGAAAACGAAGAAAAGGUUACUGUUUGGAAAGGGGACAGAGAGAUCUUGGAAAUAGAUCUAAAGCGGGAAUUUACACAGAGAGUGAAGGAGAGAAUAACAAUAACUCGGACCGCGUUAAAACGUGCCACUGGUUAUGGUGAAUCGAAUGAUAGACAAGAGACGAUAGGAACAAUUGAAGAAUUUCCGCUUCAUACUGAUGAUGAUUUUGCUCAUAAACCAAGAAUUAUUCAGAAAAUGAGAAUAUCACCACAUCUUAGUGGAGUAAUACAUGAUGACAUUCAAGUAAGAAUGGGUAGACCUCGAUACCACGAAAUUAAAGAAACUGACCUUGAUCAAUGGAACAGAGGACAAGCCCUUGACCGGGCACAUAGGAACCUGAAAGUGUUCAACUGGUUGCAUAGUAUCAGGAAUAACAACUUUGCAACAUGUAGAGCGCCUGAAAUAAGGGAAUUAAGCGAUGAAGAGGUGGAGGAACCUGAACAUAUAGAAGCUGCUGACGAACCUGAUGUUAAACCUCUCUAUCGAGCGUACGAAGUUAAUAUACUGUAGAUUUUGUGUAACUGUAAAUUGAAACAAAUGAUGAUUUAAAAUAGACUGUACAAACGAGUAAUGAAUUCAGAUACUGGAAGCACCGUUUUAAGUUAAAGGUUUAAAUAUAAAAUCAAAAUCAACGUUUCAUACUGACUCCUAAAAGCUUACCAUGUAUGUUCGAAUGUUAAGUUGACAGACAUAUUAAUAAGACAUAUGCCAACACGAAGUUCCCAACUAAUAUCUGUCGUCUAAAUGUCCAUGGACUUUUUCUGCAUUCUGCAAAACGAACGAUGAAAUUUGUAAUGUUUUAUUUCGUAAGGUGUCGUUCAACCAGUCUGUCUUAUUUGUAGUGUUACUAUGUUGUACAGUGUAAUUCUAGUUGGUUCAUUUAUUAAUGCUCUUAAUAUACAAUACGUUUCCCGUUCAGUACAACAUGUGUUCUUGCCAAGUAUACUUCAAUACACUUUUUUGUCUUUGAUGUACAUAUAUCUUAUUCCGCUAUUAUAUGUGAAAUGUAAAUCUUAAGACUAUAUGUUCAAGACGAUGUUGCAAGAUGAACACAAGCCGUGUGCCUAUUGUAUAUCUGGAAACAAGUUGGGUAUCGAACGCUAUUCUUGUUUUUGCCUUUUAAACCUUUAUAUUUGUUUAUGGAUCUCUAAAGAUAGUUUUCGUCUUUUGUUUAUUUAUUAUAUAUAUUUUAACUGUUUUAUAUUUCCUGAGUAGAUCUAAACCUACUCGAAUAUCCAAGAGCACUGAGUUUGUGACUAUCAAAAUUAAUCCAUGUCUAUAUCGUAUAAAAAUAAAACUUAAAA